CUUUGUGUACAUAACAAGAAUGUUCUUCUUUCAAGGGUGAAGUUUGUAUUAUUAAGUGUGCAAUCAAGCUGUAUAUAGCUACCCCUUUUCCCACUCAAAAAUCAAUUGAUCAAAAGGAGUAGUGAAUUAUAACGCAAGUUCCUUGAAAUUUACAAUCAUGGAAGUGGAAAAUAUGAGCAGAAAUAUCAUCACUAGUAAGGAAGAGGAGGGUGAUGUUCCACUUCCGGGAUUCCGGUUUCACCCGACGGAUGAAGAGCUUGUGGGGUUUUAUCUCCGGAGGAAGGUCGAAAAGAGACCUAUCAGUAUUGAACUCAUCAAGCAGGCUGACAUCUACAAGUACGAUCCCUGGGAUCUUCCAAAGUCCUGCAGUAUUAACGUAGGGGACAAAGAGUGGUAUUUCUUCUGUAAAAGAGGGAGAAAAUACAAGAACAGCAUAAGGCCUAAUAGAGUGACGGGUUCGGGUUUCUGGAAAGCAACCGGUAUCGACAGGCCUAUCUACUCCUCCGCGCCAGGAGAAGGCCGUGACUGCAUUGGCCUCAAGAAAUCCCUUGUAUAUUAUCGUGGAAGUGCCGGAAAAGGCACCAAGACUGACUGGAUGAUGCACGAGUUCCGGCUGCCCCCUGUCCACGACAAAACCUCCAACAAACACACUGAUGCUAAAAACAAUAUCGCUCAAGAAGCUGAGGUUUGGACCCUGUGCCGGAUAAUAAAGCGUAGUGUUUCUUAUAGAAAAUGUGUACCUGAUUGGAGAGAAGCCGCUGCGAAGAGGAGUUGUAUUAUCAACCCUGCCAGCUCCGAGACAUGCAGCGUGCAAGAGUCUUGUGAUCAAAAUGGGCAAAGCAACUACAUUAGUUUUAAUGCAGAACCAGCGAUGAAGCAAAUCACUGAGAAGAAACCCUAUUCUGGCCAGGUUGAAAGGACUGGAAAUCAACAGUUUGUAGGCCAAUAUUUCAGUCCAUCGGUAAUUUCGCAGGCUCCACCGGCUGCCGCUGCAGCGUCGUAUGCAUCAAGCUAUAUCUGUGGUGACAUUAGUGAGUUCUUAAGGCAUGCAGACUGGGAGGAUCUUCGAUCCAUCUUCGACUGUGCUGCUGCACCUGUUGCUGCUAAUCCUUUCUAUUUGUGAACAAAUUACUACAUAUAUAGAGGAUGUAAUCACACUUCACAUCUAAAUAAAUCGAGAUAGCUUGUGGAGAAUGGGAAAUUCAUGCAUGUAUAGUUUGUCGAUCAGGCCUCUUUGUGAUAUUGUGCACCGUGCGUGUCCAAUUUGUUGCCAA
This is a messenger RNA of Sesamum indicum (sesame), 1274 nucleotides long. Its product is annotated as transcription factor JUNGBRUNNEN 1. Lineage: Eukaryota; Viridiplantae; Streptophyta; Magnoliopsida; Lamiales; Pedaliaceae. Gene Ontology annotation, biological process: regulation of DNA-templated transcription. The record is from RefSeq and is a predicted model, not a curated record. Gene Ontology annotation, molecular function: DNA binding.